Messenger RNA from Leptopilina heterotoma, 2393 nucleotides. RefSeq names its product esterase FE4-like. The record is from RefSeq and is a predicted model, not a curated record. The transcript is spliced from 7 exons. Lineage: Eukaryota; Metazoa; Arthropoda; Insecta; Hymenoptera; Figitidae. The coding region runs from base 86 to 1768 and encodes 560 amino acids.
UCCUUUUGAAACGAGCAAUCUUUUUGUUGUUGUUUAUAAACAAAAAGCGUAAAAAUUAUUAUUUAUCAAAUUUUUACUCUCAAAAAUGAAAUAUUCGCAGUUUUUGUUUAUUUGCCUUUUUUACUGCUUAUCGAUAAAUUGUGAGCAAUUGGUGAAAAUAGAACAAGGAUUAAUUGAGGGAACUACAAUGAAAACACGAAAUGGCAGGGAAAUUUCAAUUUUUCUUGGAAUACCCUACGCGGAACCUCCGAUUGGCGCGCGGAGGUUCAGUAAUCCUAUUCCAGCGAGAAAAUGGAAUGGAAUUCGUUUAGCGAACAGAGAAGGAAAUUUUUGUCCUCAAAUUGAAAUUAAUGGUUUAAUUGGCGAAGAAGAUUGUCUAUAUUUAAAUGUUUUUACACCACAAGUUAAUUUUAAUAAAUCCAAGCAAAUAAAUAAAAAUGAUUUAUUGCCAGUGAUGGUAAGAAUUCAUGGGGGAGGAUUUCUGGUUGGAAGCAGUAAUUUCACGUACUAUGGUCCAAAUUAUCUUCUAGACAAGGAGAUUAUUCUUGUAUCAAUCAAUUACCGUUUAGGAAUUUUAGGAUUCUUCGCCACUAAAGACUCAGUAGUCCCUGGAAAUUUUGGCUUAAAAGAUCAAGUACUGGCUCUCAAAUGGAUUAAAAGGAACAUUAAAUAUUUCGGUGGUGAUCCAAAGAGAGUUACAUUAUUCGGAGAAAGCGCCGGUGGUGCUUGUGUCGGUUUCCAUGCAAUUUCCGAUGCAUCCAAUGGAUUAUUUCAUCAAUACAUUUUCCAAAGUGGAAGUGUUUUGGGUCCAUGGGCAUUUCGUAGCAGGAGGAAUUUAAACCCUUACGUAAAACAACUCAUUAAGAAUGUUAACUGUCCAGACGGAAAUUCGACAAUAAUUCUGAAUUGUCUACGAGAGAAAAGUAUUUUUAAAUUAUUGAAUGCCGUGCCUUAUGAUGGAUUUAAUUUUUCAAAAUUAGCAUGGAUUCCUACUGAUGAAAUAGAAUCGAAAGACGCUUUUAUAACCGAUACUCCAAUGAAUCUUAUCAGGCAAAAUAAAAUUAAAGACUAUCCAUCGAUGAGCGGUAAUGUAGGUGACGAAGGUUUACCAGUUACAUUAUCUUUUUAUGCAAAUGGAAAAGAUUACCAAUCAAUGUUACUAGCACUGGAAACAUAUAUCAACUCCACUGCCUAUCAUUACACAAAAUCGAACAAUAUUGAAAAAUUUAGGAAAAUUAUCCAAAAUUUCUAUUUUAACGAAUCGGUGUUAGCCGAUAAAGAUCAGAUUCGAACAAGUUUUACGAAAUUUGUCUCCGAUUGUAGAUUCAACUAUCCCCAAGUGAUGCUCCUGGAAAAUAUGAAAAAACUUAUAAAAAGUCCAUUUUAUCUGUAUUUAUUUAACUACCGCGGUAACGAAAGUGUAGUUUCUCUGGAAAAUGGCAUAAAGGGAAAUGUUGGCGUAACGCACGGAGAAGAACUUUUGUAUCAUUUCCCUAAAGUUCCAUUAAGUGACGCAACAAAAGUAGAUCAACGAAUGAUAGACAUAAUGGUCGAUUUAUGGACAUCAUUUGCAAUUAACGGUGAACCGAAAUCGAAUCUCUUAACUGCCUCGGAUCUUUGGCAGCCAUAUAUGCGAAAUGCAACUUUUCUUCAGAUUGGAAAUCCUACAAACAACAACGAUCCGUCAAUUAGUCUAAAUCACGAUUUUUUUAACGAUCGUAUGAAUUUUUGGAAAGAGAAUUUUCCAUCCAGUCAAUUUUCAAUCUAAAUGUUUGUUUCGUUUGUACUCUUAGAAUUAAUUUAUAAAAAUCAAUUAAAAUAAAUUAUCCCAUGCAGAAAUUGAGAUUGGAAUUUUAUGGGGUCCUAGCCAGAAUUCCCUAUCUGUAGUGGGGAACUGAUUAGAGAAAAUCGUUAGAACCCAACUACUUUCAUAACGGUCGGCAGAUGGGGUAUAGACUAGAAUAUCUAGUCGGGAACUAGUAUUAAAACUAGCUGUGUGUUGAUAGGGCCCCGACUAGAAUUUUCUAGUUGACUUUUAAAAAUUAUUAUUUUUCAACUUAACCUAUUUAUAAUUAAAUUCUUCAUUCAUAUUAACAUUAUUAAUGAAUGUUGUACACGAAAAACCUGAAACUUGAGUUGAAAAAUCUCGUGCCCAUGGGGGAUCGAACCUUGGACCUUGGGGACUCCAGUCGGAUACACAUACCUCCCGGCCGUGAUAGCUUGGAAGCACCUCCGCUUAAAUAACAUCCCGUGCAGCAAUUCACCAUUUGCCCCUAUCUCUAGUAGGGCUCUCGCUAGAUUCUAACUAGAAUCUCUAGUCUAGAAAAACUAGUCGGGUUCCAAUCAAAUUCUAGUUAAAUAAUUUUUACCAGCAUUAUUUUUUAAAAAAUUUU